Messenger RNA from Benincasa hispida (wax gourd), 2466 nucleotides. The record is from RefSeq and is a predicted model, not a curated record. Lineage: Eukaryota; Viridiplantae; Streptophyta; Magnoliopsida; Cucurbitales; Cucurbitaceae.
UUUGUAGAAAAAUUAAGAUGUUAACAUUUGUGGAUGGGAAUUUUUGACACUUCCCAUGUUGUAUUUUGCUCUGUUUGCCUCCACCCAACAUCCUCCAAUCUCAUCUCUUAAACCAAAUUCUGCCCCAAGCCCACACCACAUGCUCUUAACCCCAUCUCUUUUUACGCAAUUCCCAAAUUUACCCUCCAUUUCCCUCCCUUCUCCAUGCCCAUUUCUGCCAUUUCACAUGGCCUCUUGCUGCUGCUACUACUCUUGAUCAUUUGGGAGGCUGCACAUUUUGAUAUGUUGAAUUGUUGAUGUUAUUACAUACAAGUAAAUGAAGAUUUAUAAUUUGUUUUGCACUGUUUGAUGAUUAUGAAUUUUAAGAUUCUUCAACCUCUUCAAUGGCUGAUCCUGAACCAGAGAAAGCUAAAGUCUCUUCUUCUCUUAACAUGUCUUCUAAGAAAGAGCUUCUUUCCACAGCCAUGAAGAGAACCAGUGAAUGGAUCUUUUCCCAAGAAAUUCCAAGCGAUGUCACAGUUCAUGUUGGAGAAGCAUCCUUCUCCUUGCAUAAGUUCCCACUUGUUUCAAAAUGUGGCUAUAUAAGAAAACUAGUAUCAGAAUCAACUGAUGCUGAUCUUGCAACUGUUGAGCUCCCUGAUUGUCCCGGCGGGUCCGAAGCGUUCGAGCUAGCUGCCAUGUUUUGCUAUGGGAUAAACUUCGAGAUCGGCACCGAGAACAUCGCGAUGCUCCGGUGUGCAGCAGAGUAUCUUGAGAUGACGGAGGAAUACGCAGUCGGAAACCUAGUUGGGAGAACUGAGGCAUAUAUAAAUGAAGUUGCACUCAAAAGCCUUGCAGGGGCAGUUUCUGUUUUGCAUAUGUCUCAAAGCCUUCUUCCAACAGCUGAGAAGGUUAAAUUGGUGAGCCGUUGCAUUGAUGCUAUUGCCUUUGUAGCUUGCAAAGACAGCCAGUUUAGUAUGUUAGGAAGAGCUUCUGAUAUUGGCCAUCAUAAUAAAGGAUUAACUCAGCCUAAGCCUAUUGUUGAUUGGUGGGCUGAGGACUUAACUGUUCUAAGAAUUGAUAUCUUCCAAAGAGUUCUUGUUGCAAUGAUGUCAAGAGGCUACAAACAUUACUCUCUCGGUCCGGUUCUAAUGCUCUAUGCGCAAAAAUCGCUCCGUGGCUUGUUUGUGCAGCAGGAGGUAUUUGGGAAGGGGAGGAAGAAAAUUGAGCCACAACAAGAGCAUGAGAAGAGAGUAGUAUUGGAAACAAUUGUGAGUCUUCUGCCAAGAGAGAAGAACGCAUUGUCGGUUAGCUUUCUUUCGAUGCUUCUCCGUGCAGCGAUUUAUCUCGAGACAACGGUUGCUUGUCGGUUAGAUUUAGAGAAGAGAUUGGCUGCACAAUUAGGACAAGCUGUUUUGGAUGAUCUUUUGAUUCCCUCAUAUGCCUUCACUGGAGAUACAUUGUUCGACGUUGACACCGUGCAGCGGAUCAUGGUGAAUUAUCUUGAAUUAGAAGUCGAUGCGAAUCAAUCCGGGUACACUGGGAAUGAGGAACACGUUUCGUCGUCAUCAGGCGACUUCGAAAGAGUGGGAAAAUUAAUGGAGAAUUAUCUAGCUGAAAUUGCAUCGGACCGCAACGUAUCUGUCUCGAAAUUCAUUAAUCUUGCUGAACUAAUUCCUGAACAAUCAAGAGCUACAGAAGAUGGAAUGUACAGAGCCUUAGACAUCUACUUGAAGGCUCAUCCUGCAUUGAGUGAUAUGGAAAGGAAGAAAGUGUGCAGUUUAAUGGACUGCCAGAAGCUAUCAAGAGAAGCCUGUGCUCAUGCCGCACAAAACGAUCGACUUCCUGUUCAAACGGUGGUGCAGGUGCUAUAUUACGAACAGCAACGACUCCGCGACGUCAUGAAUGGCAGUGCCACCGGAGUUGAGUUGCCUACAGUUCCUGCUAAAUUAAGCAUAUACUCAGCUGAAACAGCAGCAGCUGCACACCCAGUUUCAGAUGAACUCUCCAUUUUGAGAAGAGAGAAUCAGGAUCUAAAGCUGGAGCUUGUGAAAAUGAAAAUGAAAAUGAGAGAGUUUGAGAAACCAUCCAUAAGCAGUCCACAAACAAACACUCAGAUGCCGCCUACUGCUGAGAAGCCUCCACUGCCCAAGAAAUCAUUCAUGAACUCAGUGUCGAAGAGGCUCGGUCGCCUCUACCCCUUCGUCCGUGCCGAUGGAGUCACGUCCAACUCGAAAGGCCGAGUAAGGCCAGCUAAGGACCGGCGGCAUUCGAUUUCUUGAGGCAGCCUUGGAUCUAUACAGCAUUGUGAAGAGUCUUGUUUUCCAUUUCUUUUUGUUGUUUUCUUUGUUUUGCUUCCAAGGAUUUGCAAACUUUCAAAAACCCCUGCCGCCAUUUGGUACUUUUGUAAUCUAUCUUAUGUUGUAAAUAAUAUUGACAUUUAUCAGUGUUUGUAAUAAGAUAAGAGAGUUGAGAAACAGAACAAAA